Molecule: messenger RNA, 1005 nt
Organism: Rotaria sordida
Lineage: Eukaryota; Metazoa; Rotifera; Eurotatoria; Philodinida; Philodinidae
Source: the annotation of a GenBank genome assembly
AUGUAUAGCGAUACUGAAUGUACGCGUCGUACAGGAAAUUCAAUACGUAGUUGUCAUUCAACAUCAUUAUCAAAUCGUUAUAUACAUGGUUAUGGUAGUAACCAAGAUUUAUCAAAACGUCCACAAUUUCUGUCAUCACCAACAAUAUCAGAAAUUAUUUAUAAUGGUGAAACAUUUCCACUUCUAGCUGAAUUUUUACAAAUUCAUGGACGUGAAUCAUUAGUUGGAUUUUGUGCUAUUGUUAUUGCUAUAUCAAAUUUAACAUCAGAUAAACGACAAGCAUUAUAUGCUGUACGUGCUGCUUAUAAACAAUAUAUUAAUGAUGAAACAAUAUCAAACAGUUGGUUACAAUCAACAACAAAAGAUUUAAUUCGACAACAAAUAUCACAACGUAUAUUUGAUCCAUAUAAAAUAUUUCAACCAGCUAUGAAAGAUAUGUUACAAUAUUUAAAACAAAAUUUCUAUUCAAAUUUUCUUUCAUCACAAAUAUGGAAAAAUUAUUUAAGUAAAAAACAACAAGAUAAACGUAUUAAAGGAAGAAAUGCUUCAACACCAAAAAAAAUUAAUACAUCAAUAAGUACAUCAACUGUUAAAUCAUCAAAACAACCAAUAUGGAAAAGAGAUAUAUUAAUAAAUUUUAAUGGAAAUAAAACACUCGGUUCAACAAGUUCAACAACGACAACAAUUAAAACACCAUUAGCAUGUUUUAUACAAAAUAAAGAUGUACCAUAUAUGAUUCAUUUGAAUAUGCCUGUUGAGCGUAUUACAUUAGGUGAUAUUAAACCUCGUAUACAUCAUUUAGCUGGAAGAAAAUUUGAUAAUCAAACAACAGAAUGUCAUUAUUAUUUUAAACGUCGUACUGAUCCAUCUGAAAUAUGUUUAAUGAAUGAUGGUAUGACAUCAAAAUCUACAUAUGUGUAUGAAGAAAUUGAUAAUGACGAUAUUCAUACACCUGUACCACAUCUUGAUGGUACAAUUGUGUGUAAAUUUGACUUUUCAAAUUGA